CAAACCAAAAUACUGGCCGCAAUAUGCCUUCUAACCUUUUUUGCUUUCUCUUCCUCCUCUUGCUGCCUCUAUGCGUUUUUGCCCAAACUAAUCACAAUGUAAGCAUAGGCAGCUCCCUCACUGCAGGUGACAAUGCCUCAGCCCCAUGGCUUUCCGAGUCCGGUGGCUUCACAUUCGGGUUUCGCCAGGUUGAAGGUAAGGACCUCUUCUUGCUUGCCGUAUGGUAUCAAAAAAUACCGGACACUAUAGUUUGGUAUGCGAACGGGGACAAUCCCGCAGCCAGAGGAUCCAAGGUGGAGCUGACCACGGACCAAGGGCUAGCACUUACAAAUCCUCAAGGUGAAGAUUUGUGGAGAUCGCCAUUCACAAGGGGUUCCGUAGCCUACGGUAUAAUGAACGAUACGGGCAACUUUGUCCUUAUAGGUGAAACAUCUGAAAGCUUGUGGGAGAGCUUCAAAGAUCCUACUGACACAUUGUUGCCUACUCAAAUAAUGGAGCUAGAUGGGGUGCUUUCGUCUCGGAAAGGCACGACCGAUUUCUCGCGAGGAAGGUUCCAGUUUCGUUUGCUAGAAGAUGGGAAUGCUGUGCUCAAUCCCAUAAACAUUCCCAGCAACAAUACUUACGAUGCAUACUAUGUGAGUGGCACUCGCGAUACUUCAAACCAAUCAAAUUCUGGUUACCGCGUGAUCUUUGACAACUCAGGUUUCUUGUACAUAGAGAGAAGAAGUGGGGAGAGAUUUUAUAUUACCAAACCAGAUGAAGUUGUCUCAUCCACUAGCUAUUAUCAUAGAGCAACUCUUAACUUCGAUGGAGUUUUCACAGUAGGUUAUCACCCGAAAAACUCCCCCAGCAACGAUAGUUGGACUGUCAUCCGGAGCAUUCCAGACAAUAUCUGUGUGGACCUGCUCAGUGACAUAGGCAGUGGCCCUUGUGGGUUUAAUAGCAUCUGCAAAUUGGAUGACAAUCAAAGGCCGACAUGCAGUUGCCCACAAGGAUACUCUCUGCUCGAAAACGAUCCGUACGAAAGCUGCAAGCCUGAUUUCACACUAAGCUGUGAAGAAGAUGCAGGGAGUGCCCCGGAAAAUAUUUACGACUUAGUGCAGCUACCGAACACAGACUGGCCAUUUUCGGAUUAUGAGUUUUUUAGGCCUUACAAUAUAGAGGACUGCAAAAACUCUUGCAUGCAUGAUUGCCUAUGCGCUGCGACUAUAUUCAAAGACAAUAGCUGCUGGAAGAAGAGGCUACCACUUUCUAACGGGAGAGAGGACAGGGAAGAACGCUCGAAGGCUUUCAUUAAGGUGAGGAAAAACAAUUUCAACAGGCAGGAUCCACCCAACCCAGUUCCUGCAGAUGCAAACAACAAGGGCACUUUAACCAUUGUGGUAUCGGUUCUAUUAGGCAGCUCUGUGUUUGUGAAUGUAUUACUGGUAGGUGCAAUGUGUUUGGGCUUUUUCUUCUUCUACCGAAGGAAACUCACACUGCCGGCUAGCCCUGACGAAAGUGUUAUGGAGAGGAAUUUGCGGCAGUUUACCUACGAAGAACUCACACUGGCAACCGAUGGGUUCAAAGAAGAACUUGGAAGGGGAUCUUGUGGCAUUGUGUACAGAGGAAUCAUUGAAACAAGUCCCAUUGCGGUCAAGAAGUUAGACAGAGUGUUAGAAGACAGUGACAAGGAAUUUAAAACUGAGGUGAACGUAAUUGGCAAAACACAUCACAAGAAUUUGGUUAGUUUGCUUGGGUACUGUGCUGAGGGGCAGCAUAGAAUGCUGGUAUACGAGUUCUUGAGCAAUGGCACCCUAGCAAGCUUCCUAUUUGGGGAUUUGAAGCCAAGUUGGAGCCAGAGGACCCAUAUUGCUUUCCACGUUGCAAGAGGACUAUUUUACUUGCACGAAGAAUGCAGCACCCAGAUCAUCCACUGUGACAUCAAGCCUCAGAACAUACUUCUUGAUGAGUAUCACAAUGCUCGAAUUUCGGACUUUGGGCUUGCAAAGCUUUUGCUGAUCAAUCAAAGCCAAACCAAAACUCACAUAAGAGGAACCAAGGGGUAUGUUGCGCCAGAUUGGUUCAGGACGUCUCCGGUCACCGUUAAAGUCGAUGUGUAUAGUUUCGGUGUGCUGCUGCUAGAGAUUAUCUGCUGCCGGAGAAAUGUGGAUAUCGAAGCAGCUGGAGAAGAGAGGGGAAUUCUGACUGAUUGGGCCUAUGACUGCUACCAGUUAGGCAAACUGGAUGCCCUGGUUGGAAAUGAUGCAGAGGCAAUCAGUGACACGAGGAAGCUGGAGAGAUUUGUGAUGGUUGCCAUUUGGUGUCUUCAAGAGGAGCCCUCUCUAAGACCCACCAUGAAGAAGGUGAUGCUGAUGCUUGAAGGAAUUGUUCAAGUUUCUGUUCCCCCAAGUCCUUGCCCAUUUAGCUCCAUCAGUUGAGACUAGCUUCCAUUUUUAGCCAAACCAAAAAAGGUUUAAUCUGUUUCGCAAUUGUUUUCUUCAUUUGCCUAUAAUUUAUUGUGACUAUUUAUUUUAUUGUCUGCCCCAAGAGCACUAUUUAGUUCUUGUGGUCCUAAUUCCGAAAGCUACGCCUGUUAUUGUCUCCUCUUAAUUGAUGGAGGCAAAGCUUAGUUUUUUUGGGUUCAAAUUUCUAUUUAUUUCGGUUGAGAUUUCAUAGAAAUUA
Molecule: messenger RNA, 2664 nt
Organism: Malania oleifera
Lineage: Eukaryota; Viridiplantae; Streptophyta; Magnoliopsida; Santalales; Ximeniaceae
Product: G-type lectin S-receptor-like serine/threonine-protein kinase LECRK3
Exons: 1
Coding region: 24-2420 (798 amino acids)
Biological process (GO): protein phosphorylation
Molecular function (GO): ATP binding; protein serine/threonine kinase activity
Source: RefSeq, a predicted model, not a curated record